AUGGACGGCUCAAGUGGUUUCACGUGUGUCACAUGUCGCGUCGUGUUUGAGAACGCCGAUCUACAACGCGAUCACUACAAAACCGAAUGGCAUCGCUACAAUCUUAAACGACAGGCCGCCGACCUUCCCGCCAUCGAUUUCGCGUUGUUCAAUGAGAAGUCGUCGGCGUUCAACGCGCCGAAACCGAGCGCACCAGUGAAAAUCGAGCCGCUCUAUUGCAAAGCGUGCAAAAAACAGAUUAAAACGGAAAAUGCGAUGAACGAUCAUCUGGCGAGCAAGAAACACAAGGAGACGGAGAAACUGCUGGCUAGCGCUGAAAAGAAGGGACCAAAACAGCCGAGAAAGAAGCCGGAAAAUUUGCCGAAGAAAGCGCAGCCGGCUGAGGAGGAGAAUGACGACACCGACUCGUCGUCGGGUUGGGAGACCGAUGACGGUGAAGACGAUGAAAUCGAGGAGCUGAAUGAGGACGAGGCUCUUCCAAUGACGUCAUGCCUGUUCUGUCCGCAGACGAAGCCGACGAGCGACGAAAUGAAGGAGCACAUGCGAUUCCAUCACGACUUCCAAUUGCCCGAUCAGAAGUAUCUUGUCGAUGAGGCUGGCUGCAUGAGCUACCUCGGACUCAAAGUUGGAGCGGGACGAUGUUGCAUCUAUUGUCCGGACGUGAAAGCGCGAUUCGCCAGCGUUGCCGAUUGUCAGAAGCACAUGCGCGAUAAGCAGCAUUGCAAAUUACGUCGAGAUCCCGAAAGCAUGAUCGAACUCGCCGAUUUUUAUGACUACAGUUCAAUGUACGAUAAUGAUGACGAAAAUGCGGCGGAUAUACUAUUUGACGAUGGAUGGACCCUGACACUUCCAUCGGGCGCCAAAAUUGGUCAUCGAAGUCUUUUCCGCUAUUUCAAACAGUAUUUGAGACCGGUGGAUGGCGCUCAGCGGAUUGCCUCAAGAGCGGCCCUAGAUAAAGCAAGAGGAAUUCACCAGGCUCUUGCUUGGACCGGAACGACGAAUGUUGUCGAGGCUCGAAAAGUUGCGCGUGAUAUGAAGUUUGUUGAGAGAUUCCGACGACGAUUUGAUCUUCGCGUCGCCGUCAAAUCGAACAAAUUGUUCAAGACGCGAGGAUUUGUUGGAGAUAAUCAUUAG
This is a messenger RNA of Caenorhabditis bovis, 1134 nucleotides long. The record is from the annotation of a GenBank genome assembly. NCBI's taxonomy places the organism in Eukaryota, Metazoa, Nematoda, Chromadorea, Rhabditida, Rhabditidae.